CAGAGAGCAGAAGGGCCGCACGUCUUGGGGACUGUAGGAGGCAGUGUGCACCCCUUGCCAUGCCCACCCCUACCAGCCUGGCCCACUCGCCUCCCUGCUUCCUGCUGCUAGUGCUGGUGCUUGUCCUCUCAGGAGCCUCUGAACCGAGGAAUGAGAAUGAAUGGCAUGUACUACAGCCUGAAGGCCCUAUGCUGGUGGCAGAAGGUGAGACACUCCUACUGAGGUGCACAGUGGUCAGCUCCUCGACUGAUGACAUGAUAAAAUGGAUCAAGGUGAGCAAUCAAGACCAAAAGGAAAUUUACAACUUCAAACACAGCUUCUCACCCCGGGUGAUACCCAUGAUCAAACGGACACUAGAGCCACUUAAUUGGGAUUAUUCCAUCCAUAUCCACAAUAUCACCAGGGAGGAUGCUGGAACCUACCACUGUGUGAAGUUUGAUGGCUUAAGUGAGCACUCAGAAAAGAAGCUUGGUGAGGGCACCUCAGUCCAUGUGAAGGGAGCUGGGGACCCUGAGCCAAACCUCUGGAUCAUCCAACCCCAGGAGUUGGUGUCAGUGACCACUGGAGAUGAUGUCCUCCUGAACUGCACAGUGCUUGGAGAUGGUCCCCCCGGGCCCAUCAGGUGGUUCCGGGGGACUGGUCUGAACCGGGAGGCCAUUUACAACUUUGGAGGCAUCUCCCACCCCAAUGUGACAGCAGUCCAGACCUCCAACAGCGACUUCAGCAUUCUCCUACAGGACGUCUCCACUGAGGAUGCAGGAACCUACUACUGUGUCAAGUUUCAGAGGAGACUCAACAGGCAAUAUCUGUCUGGUCAAGGUACCAUGCUGAGAGUGAAAGCAAAAUCCAACUCUUCCCAAGAGGCAGAAUUUACUGAUGCUUCUCCAACCAGGAUCUCUCCAUCAGGCCUCCUGCCCAUACUCGCAUUUGUGAUUCUGGGUCUGAAGACAGUGUCCUUGUCUGCACUCCUGAUGAUCCUGGCUGCCCGCUGGAAGAGCUGGCAAGAAGACUUCAAGACCCCAGACCCAGGAGAGCUUGGAAUCACACUUGUGGAGAGAUCACAGAAGGGUGCCAAAAGAAGGCUGGGUUUUGGAGCAGAAGCAGUGAUGGAGAUGUGGCUGGAGUGGCACAAAAGCAAAGAAGUGGAGACACCCAGGUUCAGGAACUCAAAUACCGGCUCCUGGAUUUGGCAGCCACCCAUCCCCAGAUUUUUAAGCUGGGGCAAGUCGUUGUCAGUUUCCAGCCAAAGACCCUGCUGGCACCUUGCUGGCCAUCGAGCAUGAACACAGUCCAGAGUGAACCUCCAGCCUCCUGAACCUUGCAGGACAUUCGGGCAUUGUGCCAGUUUGAAUGUAUUAUGUCCCCCCAAACGCCAU
Messenger RNA from Choloepus didactylus (southern two-toed sloth), 1376 nucleotides. It is a transcript of the gene SIRPB2, whose product is annotated as signal regulatory protein beta 2. Gene Ontology annotation, cellular component: plasma membrane. The record is from RefSeq and is a predicted model, not a curated record. NCBI's taxonomy places the organism in Eukaryota, Metazoa, Chordata, Mammalia, Pilosa, Megalonychidae. The transcript has 8 exons. Bases 60 to 1283 code for a protein of 407 amino acids.